Messenger RNA from Penicillium digitatum Pd1, 573 nucleotides. Its product is annotated as 40S ribosomal protein uS4. Gene Ontology annotation, biological process: ribosomal small subunit biogenesis; translation. Gene Ontology annotation, cellular component: cytosolic small ribosomal subunit. The record is from RefSeq and is a predicted model, not a curated record. NCBI's taxonomy places the organism in Eukaryota, Fungi, Ascomycota, Eurotiomycetes, Eurotiales, Aspergillaceae. Gene Ontology annotation, molecular function: rRNA binding; structural constituent of ribosome.
AUGGCCCCUCGCGUUUCCUCCAAGACCUACAAGGUCCCCCGUCGCCCCUUCGAGUCGGCCCGUCUUGAUUCCGAACUCAAGACUGUCGGCGAGUUCGGCCUGCGCAACAAGCGCGAGGUGUGGCGUGUCCAGCUCACCCUCUCCAAGAUCCGUCGUGCUGCUCGUGAGCUCCUUACUCUCGAUGAGAAGGACCCCAAGCGUCUCUUCGAAGGAAAUGCCCUCAUUCGCCGUCUUGUCCGCAUCGGUGUGCUCGAUGAGUCCCGCAUGAAGCUCGAUUACGUCCUUGCCCUCAAGGCUGACGAUUUCCUCGAGCGCCGUCUCCAGACCUGCGUCUACAAGCUCGGUCUCGCCAAGUCCAUCCACCACGCCCGUGUCCUGAUCAAGCAGCGUCACAUCCGCGUCGGAAAGCAGAUCGUCAACGUUCCCUCGUUCAUGGUUCGCCUCGACUCCCAGAAGCACAUUGACUUCUCUCUCACUUCGCCCUUCGGUGGUGGCCGUCCCGGCCGUGUUCGCCGCAAGAAGGCCGCUGCCGCCGCUGGUGGUGAUGACGCCGAGGAGGAAGAGGAGGAAUAG